AUGGAUCUGGACGUCAUCGAGGGGCUGAAUGAGAUCCGUCCUUCAGUUUAUCGAGUUGCCAUGAAGCUCCUGUCGCUGCAGAGGCUCUGUCACCUGCACAUUGUGUACGUGCGACACGUCAUGGCGGCGUUCAGCUCGCUGGAUGGGACGGGACAACAGGAUGUGAGGUUGAGCAGACAGGAAGUGACCCAGGCUCUCAGCAGGAUGUUUAACAGCGCGUCACAGGAAGUUUCGGGUCAUGUGAUUGAGGAGACGUGUGACGUGAUACUGCGUCUGUUCGACGGGUCAGAGGCUGCGUCGCUGUCCGCCAUGUCUCUCCAGGCGGCGCUCGUGGCUUUGUCGGCUGACGCUCUGCUCGCCAAGUACAGAGCUCUGGUGAGACUCUGUGAAAACCCGUCAGGAUCCAUCAGCAGAUCUCGACUCAGGUCGUUACUUUACGACCUUCGUCAGGUUCCAGCCGCCGUGCAGGAGGAAGGAGUUUUCGGCGGCGUGGAGGAGGCAGUGAGGUCGUGUUUUAACGGGGUGUUGACUCCGACAGUGAGCGCAAAACACCUGAUGUCAUGGCUGCAGAAUGAGCCACGCCUGUUGCUAUGGUUACCCACUUUAUACCGGCUGUGUGUCAGUCAGAACGUCAGUCACAUGGUCCGAUGCCACACCUGCAAGACGUUCCCCAUCACUGGACUCAGGUACCGAUGUUUGAAGUGUGUGAAUGUGCAUGUGUGUCAGAGCUGCUUCCUGAGCCAGAGACAGACACGCAAACACAAACCACCACAUCCUGUCCUCGAGUUCUGCACACAGCCCACCUGGCGGGAGUCUCUGUCCUCGUUAGUGCGCAGCGCCCGUCACAAUCUGUUGCCACGACGAUACACUCAGAGAGAAGCUGAUAGGAGGGUCCUGAUGUGGGCGGAGCCAGGAGAGACUCAGAACAGAGCUCCACCCCCUUCUGACGCCUCACCAUCAUUGGAGGAGACAGCUGUCCGUCACAGCUCCUGCUCGUCUAAAGCUCUGCAGACUGAUGAGGUGACGUUUGAUGACAGAACUGUUGUUUAAAUGUUUGUUUAUUUGUUGAGUAAUAUUUGUUUGUGUCGAUUUUCAGACGCUGACGACCGACGUCGGAAACCUGCAGCGAGACAAGUGGUGAGAAACACCGAGACCAAUCGGAGACAAGCUUGGACGUACAAGUCGUCAUGUUUGUUUGUCGUCAGGCUGCUGGAGCAGGAGAUGCAGGAGUGGAGACUCACCGUCCAAUCAGAACACAGCAUCCUGGAGGACAGGUGCUCCGAGAUGGAGGUUACCAUGGAAACACUGAGGCAACAGAACGUCGGUCUGCAGAUUCUGCUCGCUCAGACUUUGAACAAGACGGAGGAUCAACAACCCGCCAGUGACACGCCACACGCCAGUGACACGCCACAAGCCAGUGACACGCCACACGCCAGUGACACGCCACACGCCAGUGACACGCCACAAGCCAGUGCUGACACGGAGAAAACGGGUAGAGAUGACAUCACCUCUGACACAGAGAUGAACUCAGAGGAGGACAACGAACAUGUGAUGGACGAGUGGAGUGAAGACGAAAGUCGAACUCCAUCUCCCACAAUCCACCAGGAGGUGUCUCCAGCACAUGAAGGCCACUGUGAGGAGGGGUCUUUGGGUGACAGGCAUCUCUGUCGUCCAAUAGAACGAGAGGAAGGAGACACCUGUCGUCCAGAAGAGCUGCUCCAACAAACUGUCGACAGACUGAAGACUGAGAUGGAGACAGACAGGUGGAGAGACAGACAGACAGGUGACAUGAAGGGGGCGGAGCUUGUGGAGGCUGCAGAGCAGGUGGGAGGCUCAGUUCAACACCUGGUGGUCGCAGUGAGAACUACACACUCUGACAGAUGAGUCGUGUUCAGGUCCAGCGGACGCCUCUUCUUCCUGCAACGUUUGGAGGCAGAGCCAGGUGGCGCUGUGCAGGUGGGG
Limanda limanda (common dab) is the source of this 1962-nucleotide messenger RNA. RefSeq names its product dystrotelin (gene dytn). The record is from RefSeq and is a predicted model, not a curated record. NCBI's taxonomy places the organism in Eukaryota, Metazoa, Chordata, Actinopteri, Pleuronectiformes, Pleuronectidae. Gene Ontology annotation, cellular component: plasma membrane. Gene Ontology annotation, biological process: synaptic signaling. Gene Ontology annotation, molecular function: zinc ion binding.